AUGACGAUAGAUCAGAAUGACCGUUUUGAACUUAUACGAAGUUGGAUCAAACGUCUCAUGUCUCCGUACAGUACCAUAAUGAGUUCCGUUCUUUCCAACUACGGAUUUCCAUCACAAAAAUAUAAACUUAGUAGCAAAACGUUCCAAAACGUAUCAUCUGCUAGCACUGGCAAUCAGUAUUUUCUGAACAAAUAUACCAAUCACAAGGCAACUUUUAAUAUUCUUUCCCAUCUGAAUGACGACAGUCUGAAGGAUAUACCCGAGCCUCAAAAAACGGAGGAAGAUUGUCCGUCACUGUUUCAAGUGUUCCAAAUCAUUUUACCCAAUAUACAAGAGCAGUCCUACAUUGAUACAGCGGCAACAAGGCAGCACAUUGAGGAGAACGCGAAAAGUAGCGUCUUGGAUUACCAAUCAGUCUCUCUACCCGAUGAACUGAACAUAGAGACAAUAAACAGAUCAUAUUCUGCAAAAGUGUUGAAUGAUGCCUCUAAGAUGGUAUUAGCAGAACUGGAACACAUAAAGCUGCAAAAGUCAUCUGUGAAAAGCGAGAUUGCCAACAUCCGGGAGAAACUUGCCAGUUUGCACAACAUGGAAAAACUGAUGGCUCAACGCAUUAAAAUGCUUGACCGAGCUGAGAUACAGUUAAAGAAUUCAGCUGUAACGAUCAAAACUCGCAAGGAGUUUGUUAAAGAGUAUGGACUCGCCGGUAAAGAUGAUUGCCCCGAUGGGCCCUACUAUGGAAAUGGACAAGAUGAUUCGGAGGACGAUAUCUUGAAUAAAUACCUUGCCGAAUCUAACAGUUUUAUAGAUGAUUACCACAUGGAGAAGUUUGAAAAGCCCGGAAGUCUCCCCUCCUCCUCUAUCACGAGUUCACCAACAUUAUUGCCAACGUUCAUACCGGAUGAAUAUACUACGGACAACACGCAAGGCAGCGGACUUUCAAAAUUCUAUGAUGGUCCACAUCGAAAGCAAAAAUUCAUCUCAGAGUCUCUUCAAGAGUUGUACCAACCGGGUACGAACGUCGCCACAUUCCAAAAGGCUCAUAGUGAUGGAAUCUCGAGUUUGGACUUUGACUUUCCCUUUGGAACAAUGAUAACAGCUGGCCACAUGGAUCACACUAUGAAAAUCUGGGACCUAUCUGGCAGAAAACAAAUAGGGCAAUUGCUGGGUCAUAUGGCAAGCGUGAACUGUAUUGAAAUGGACUCCUCUUAUAACUUGGCCGUUAGUGGGAGUAAAGAUGCCACACUAAAGCUUUGGAAUAUUGACCUGGCGACAGAAAAGGCAAAGAAGCUGCUUCCUGAGUUGGAGUCGAGAACUGCAUGUCUGCAUUCUUUCACCUCUCACAAGGGUGAAAUAGUGGCUUUGUCGCUUAGUGGAGAAAGCCUUGUGAGCGCGUCCAGAGACAAGACAAUACGACAGUGGGACUUGAAGUCGGGGAAAUGUGUGCAGAGUUUAGACGUGGCAUUCCCUUCUAGAGACCUGGCGGGGUUGGAUGCAUCUUACUCGAUGCUGAAUCCUCCGGUAGUUGGCACAUUACAGUCGUAUGAAAAUGCGUUAGCCACUGGCUCAAGAGAUGGGCUCAUUAGAUUAUGGGACUUGAGAAUUGGGAAAGUCGUACGGACAAUUCCUGCCCACAAUAGUGCGGUAACAGCAUUGAAAUUUGACACUACGCAUUUAAUUACUGGGUCAUUUGAUAGGACAGCUUUUAUAUGGGAUUUGAGAACCGGUGACUCUGUCUCCAGUUUCAGUUACGAUUCCCCUGUCUCCUCCGUCAAUUUUGACGAGGCGAGGAUUGUGAUCUCUACAGACUCCAUGACCACAGUGUCAAAUAGAAACGGAACAGGACAAUGGCAGUGCCGUCACCCAAUGGAGACACAUUCAGCGGUGUCCACGAGCCAGUACAAAGAUGGCCACAUGAUCGAGGGCCGCUCUAGCGGGACCGUUUCCGUAUGGUCAGUUUAA
This is a messenger RNA of Huiozyma naganishii CBS 8797, 1962 nucleotides long. RefSeq names its product Caf4p (gene CAF4). The coding region runs from base 1 to 1962 and encodes 653 amino acids. Gene Ontology annotation, molecular function: protein binding. The transcript has a single exon. The record is from RefSeq and is a predicted model, not a curated record. Lineage: Eukaryota; Fungi; Ascomycota; Saccharomycetes; Saccharomycetales; Saccharomycetaceae.